Molecule: messenger RNA, 1441 nt
Organism: Glycine soja
Lineage: Eukaryota; Viridiplantae; Streptophyta; Magnoliopsida; Fabales; Fabaceae
Product: xyloglucan endotransglucosylase/hydrolase protein 31-like
Exons: 4
Coding region: 79-987 (302 amino acids)
Biological process (GO): xyloglucan metabolic process; cell wall biogenesis
Cellular component (GO): cell wall; apoplast
Molecular function (GO): hydrolase activity, hydrolyzing O-glycosyl compounds; xyloglucan:xyloglucosyl transferase activity
Source: RefSeq, a predicted model, not a curated record
UACUCUUUCAUAAGCAUCAACUAACGUAAAAUCUUCUGCCCCACCCUGCAUUUCAGCAGAGUGAUUCUUUUCACUACAAUGCCAUCAUCACUAUCCUCUUUCCUCCAUAUGGUUCCUAUUCUCUCCCUUCUUGUACUCUCAUGUGUGAUUUGUUCUAGUAGUGCUCAGGGACCACCUUCACCUGGCUACUACCCCAGUUCCAAAAUUAGUCCUGUUAGUUUUUAUCAAGGGUUUAGAAACCUAUGGGGACCUCAGCAUCAGAGGCUAGACCAAGGCUCAUUGACAAUCUGGCUUGACUCUAACUCAGGAAGUGGAUUCAAGUCACUUCACUCUUAUCGAUCUGGUUACUUCGGUGCUGCCAUUAAGCUUCAACCUGGUUACACUGCAGGAGUCAUUACAUCAUUAUAUCUUUCAAACAACCAAGACCACCCCGGAAACCAUGAUGAAAUUGACAUUGAGUUCCUUGGCACCACACCUGAUAAGCCAUAUGUCUUGCAAACAAAUGUAUACAUCAGAGGAAGUGGAGAUGGGAAUAUUAUUGGAAGAGAGAUGAAAUUUCAUCUUUGGUUUGACCCAACACAGGAUUUUCACAACUAUGGCAUUCUAUGGAAACCCAGUGAGAUAAUAUUUUUUGUGGAUGAUGUCCCCAUAAGGAGGUAUCCUAGGAAAAGUGAAGCAACAUACCCCUCAAGGUCAAUGUAUGUGUACGGGUCAAUAUGGGAUGCAUCUUCUUGGGCAACAGAGGAUGGAAAAUACAAAGCUAAUUAUAAUUACCAACCCUUCGUUGGUAGGUACAAAAACUUCAAACUACAAGGUUGCACUAGUGAAAGCUCUGCCUCGUGCAAGCCACCUUCUUUCUCCCCAUCUGGCUUUGGUAGCCUCAGUCCUCAGCAGUUUAGGGCCAUGCAAUGGGUCCAAAACAACUACAUGGUCUACAAUUAUUGCCAUGACCCUAGGAGAGACCACACUCUUAUCCCAGAGUGCUAAGCUCUAGUUCGUUUCAAAACUCCUUCAGAAGAAAGAAAUCGCCUCUAAGAUAUCAAAGCUAUAAUUAUUAACUUCUGAAGAUCACAUUCCAGAUGUGCAAAAAUCACGUCCGAAACGUGAAAUCAAUUAAGCUAUGAUGUUGGUGUGCCUCAAUUCUAAGUUGCCCUAUACACUUUGCAUAUUUGAAUUGUAAAAUGGUUUUGAUUAUUCAGGUGGAGGUGGUUUUUGUGAUGGUCCCACUUGCUAAGGGUAAUUGCAAGAGUAGUUGAACGUCCAAGCCACUCCAAUGAUUGGAAUGUUUUUGUUGUUUAUGUAAUUGUGUUGUAGUAUUGUUUGGGUCCUGUCUUACUGUUCAAAUAAAUUGAUUCGGAUGCUUUCCUCAUACGUGUAUGGGUGUGAAAAGUGACAUUGAGAGAAAGGACAUGCUCCCUUAAAAGCAAACCUUUUGAAAGAA